Topomyia yanbarensis is the source of this 11356-nucleotide messenger RNA. Its product is annotated as methylcytosine dioxygenase TET-like. The record is from RefSeq and is a predicted model, not a curated record. Gene Ontology annotation, molecular function: DNA 5-methylcytosine dioxygenase activity; zinc ion binding; DNA binding. The transcript is spliced from 14 exons. The coding region runs from base 1359 to 8825 and encodes 2488 amino acids. Gene Ontology annotation, cellular component: nucleus. Gene Ontology annotation, biological process: oxidative demethylation; positive regulation of transcription by RNA polymerase II. Lineage: Eukaryota; Metazoa; Arthropoda; Insecta; Diptera; Culicidae.
UUGCGGCAUUCGCGUAGGGACAGCAGCAGCAGCAGCAGAACAUCAUUCAGUCAAGGCAGGAGCACGGUCGUACCGCUUCCCUCAAUGUUUAUCGUGCUCAGUUGUUGUGUAUCUUUCGUCGAGUGACAGUAUCGGUGUUGCGAACUCCAUGAAAAGAUGCCGAUAGGAACGUAAAACCAAAGCCAAUACAAAACAAACAAUCUAUUCAAUGAAGCAUCACAAGUGAAACUUCAGUCUACUUUUAAAAGUUUUCUUAUAACUUAAUUUAAACGCUAUUUAUGUAUUUAUAAUAAACCUAAUUUAUUUAUUUAUUUAACUUAUUCAAUUCUUCAAAACGAAUCGUUCAGUAUAACUUCAUCACGCGUUCGAGUCAGUAAAAUUAAAAUUCUAAACCAUUAAUUUAUUUCAAACUACCAAAAAACAAAGUCAUUAAACUUACGAACACAAAAGUAAUCAAUUGUUUAACAGUUCAGAUAACAAAACCAAACUAAACAAACGACAGAAGAGUACAAAUUAAGCACUAAAAAGAAUCCAUUAACGUAAAACUCACAAAAACACACAAGUAGCGGAAACGGAAAAUUGUAGUUUGAGCUGGAAGAAAAAAAAAAGCAAACACAAAAUACAAUCCCAUGCACGAAAGUUGACAAUAAGUUGAUUGCGAAAUUCAAACAACCGGAGCGGCACAAAUCUUCUCGCCGGCAGUAUUCACUUCAUUCGCUCACAAAACAAAACAAAAAAAAUAAAACAAAACCAAACAAAACAAGCAAGUACAAAGCAAAUCAGUAACAAAGCAGAUAGCGAAACAAACAAAACAAAGUAAUAGUCUACAAAUUAAAGAAAUAGCAAAACAAAACCACAAAUUGUGAAAGUGUUCAAAUAUUGAUCUUAAGUGACAAUGUUACCUUUACCGGAAGCCGGUGGAAGAAGCUGAUUUAUUUUUGAUACGAGUGUGUGUGAAAGCAAACAAAACAAAACGAAACAUAUUUACCCGAAACCAACCAAUCAACCAAAUCAACAGACGUGAAAUAGUGAAAAAUAUACCGAAUCAAACAGAUUUUUAGUGAAAACCACGUUGUUUACUGACGGUGUGCAAAAUCUACCUCUCUCUGGAUAACAAAACGAAAAACGCGAAGAAGUAAACAAAACAAAAACAAUCCCAGUGAGCUUAGAGAAGAGCUUCGUACUUUUUUCGGUUCCGAUUUUUUUUUCUUUUCCUUCGAACGAAUUCGGUUUCUCUAGUCUUGAACGUACUGGUGUUAGUGUCGGUGUCUCUCUCGAACUUUUUAUCGCGCGCGCGUGUGUUCUAAACAAGUUGUGAAUUAGUGUGUAUGUGAUCAAACGGAAGAGUAAGAUGUAGUAUGACAUCGAUGAUGAGUGCUAGCACAGCGGAGGAAACUGCCGAUCAUAGUUUGCCUUCGUUCGCAUCAUUUACCGCCGAGCUGGAGCCUUCCUGGGACUACUACGACCGUCAGGAGCGCUCGAACGGUUCCGCUAACGGAGGUGAUGUAAUUUCGUCCCAAACAAGCAAUAGUAGUUAUACCCGACCUUGGGAAAUGGAUUCCAAGGAGCAACGUGUGGCCAUCAGUAAUGGUGGAGGUGGAGGUGGUGGUGGUGGCGGUUUCGAACCGUUCCCAAAGUUACCGUCGUUCCAGAGCCAGUUUCAUGGUUACUCGGAAACGGCUAUGGUUACGGAGCCCAGUUUGCCGCAAGUAACGGCAGUUCCGGUACCGAUCUCCCCCAGUUCCGCUUCACCCAAUACGGGCGGUUCGUUGACGCAGUUGACACAGUUAACACCUUCUCCCCUGACCCCCCUGCAAGGUGGUAUCACAUCAAUCGGAGGCUCUAGCUUCCAUACGCUCAGUGCUGUCAAUCCACGUCCGUACCCUAUCGUACCUGCACCCAUCCAAGCCCGUGAUAUCCAAGGCAUCAGUCAUCAGCAGUACAUUGACGAACGUCACAUACAGCUGUAUCAGCCAAUCUCUAGCUUUCAACCGCAAACCAUUCCCACCGUAACGGUGAUCAAGAAUGAAGUUGUUGACUUCGAUCUCUCGACGCUCAAGAACGGUUCGCUUCACCACAGCAACUUCCAGAAUCCGAUGCUGGACAAUAGCAUCUUUUCGCACAACGGAGCCCAUGUCCAAACUCAUCCGCAGCAACAACAACAACACCACCACCACCACCACCAAACCCAGCACCAUUUGCACCAAUCACAGCACAACCUGGUGACUCCGUCGAUCCAGGAGCACCACAUCACCAACAACAGCAAGCUGACCAGCUCCAGCGCGAACCUGGACAGCAGUACCCACACGUCGGCGCAGAUAACACGGAUCGCGGACAAUCGGAAGAAGGAACGGCGGAAAAUACGGGUCCCCUCGCUCGAGUCCAGUGCCGAGUCCGAGAGCAGUGCAAUGGAAAUUGGCGAAAGUGGCAAUCCGGGACAGGUGGCGGCCAUCUCCAGUACCGCCAACUUCAAAAGUCCCAUGCACACCAUGAGCAUGGACACCGACGACGGGCACAUGCCGGGUGAAAAACAGACAAAGAAGAAGCGCAAGCGCUGCGGCGAAUGUAUCGGCUGUUCGCGCAAGGACAACUGCGGAGACUGUGCACCGUGUCGAAACGACAAGAGUCACCAAAUCUGCAAGACUCGGCGCUGCGAAAAGUUGACGGAGAAAAAGAUUCUCUACGGGCCGGAUGGGCAACUGCUGAAACCGGAAUCGAAGCGCGGUCGCGGCAAGGGUCGAUCGGCGAAGGCGGAGAAGGCUGCAGCAGCAGCUGCUGCUGCCGCUGCCGCCGCCGGCACUGGAGCCAACGGAGGCGCUACCACCGAUGCCAACGGAGCGGUCGUGACGUACGACGCCAACGGACAGCCCAUAACUGGAAAGCGAGGCCGUGGUAGAGGACGCGGAAAUGGGACUGGACGAGGUCGUAAAGCGUUGAGUCUCGGUGCUACCCCGAAGAAUCAGCCCCAGAACGCAUCCGGAAGUCCGGCGCCGGCAUCGUUGCCGCAUCCAUCGCCAAACACCACCACAACCGGGGCAACCGGGGCUCCCAAUGUUCUCCAGACGAGCCAACAGCUGGUGACCGUAACCGGGGCCCAAACAGGUGUCAACAAUACGCUGCUGGCCAACAGUAACAAUCAGGCCAGUCAGCCCCAGGCUCAACAGCAAACACUGCACCAUCAGCAGCAGCAUCAAACCAUACCCGCCACCAAUCAGGGACUGCCGCAGCAACAACAACAUCACCAUCAUCACCAGCAGCAACAGCAACAACAACAACAUCAAGUGCCAACAGGUCUAAUCAAAGCCGACACAAUGAAGGAUCAACCGCAGCAACCGAUGGCACCGAUGGCGUUCUACCCAACCUGGCAAGCCGAUCCGUCCCAGGGUUGGCAGAAUCAGUUCAUCCAGCAGAUUCCGCAAAACACCCCCGCAAUCACACCGCUAAACUCGCUCGAAUUCCAGCCACAGGGUUACGCCGCGUACCAACCGAACGGCUAUGUCCAAACGGCCGGCAUCGGGUUCGAUCCGAAUUACGGUCGGACGUACGCCGCACCACCAACCGUACAGCGCUAUGAAUUCCAAACCAAUCAGAUCACUCCCAUCAAUCAAGUAUCGCUGCAGAGCGUAUCCUUUGCACCAACCGUUACCUACGCCGGUCAAGUCUCGGCCGGACCCGCCGUAGUAUCCCACAAUCCGCACGAUCAGUUUAACUUGCAGCUAAACAAGCAGACGUCGGGAAACGACAUGCCUGGAUAUCCACGGGUGAACAGCGUACCGCCGCGCUCACUCAAUUGUAAUGGAUAUUCAGGCCAACAAGAAUAUGGCGGUCAAACCACUACCCAGGCCAGUUCGGCAACGACUAAUGUAACCAAUGUCAACGGAACUUCCACCAGUACCGGAGCCAGUGGUGCCGGAGGUAACUCUUCGAUGCAUCCACCGGCACAGGUUCCCCAGUCACCGAACCGACAAACCCAACAGCAACCUCCUCGUCCCAACUCCAACCAACAGCUGUACGCACAGCAAUCUCCAAACCCAUACAGCGGUAGUGGAAACAAUAGUCUGCAACAGUCACCAAACCACAACAAUGGGGCUAACAGCGCGAACAACAACAACAACAAUGUCUACGCGCAGCAAUCGCACAGUGGCAUGCAUACACCUUCGCCCAUGCAAACGCCAGACAAUCAUCAGUCGCCGAAUCACAUGAAUGGUAACCAACAGCAACAGCAAUCCCAGGGCGACUGGGGUGGUUGGAAUCAGCAGCAGCAACAGUCGGCCGAUCUGUUCAACCAAUCGGAUCGAGUCAACUUAAAUUCACGAAUAAAAACGAUGAUCAUGAACAAGAAUGAUCCCAAGGAUGUGAUCGGGGGACUUCAGCCAACCGGUCAACACAUGACUCAUCUAGGUGUCCAAAGCCCAGUGCUUGGACAAGGAUCGGCCCAACAACAGACCGGUCAUUUUUUAUCGUAUAGCCACCAUCUCCGAGACAGUCUAACGCCUACAACGCUGGCAACUGGGGGCAGCAAUUCUGCCUCCGGCCAGUCACCGAUACCAAACUCAGCAAUGAUGGGUGGCGGAACAGGCAGUGGCAGUAACAGUACUUCCAACGAUGGUACUAUCGGAGAUGGUGGCGGUCUGAUCAACAGUAUCAGUAAUAUUGUUGAUCCUAACUGGAAGCAAAGUAGCAAAUCGCCGGGAUUGGGAGCAAUGGAGAACAGAGCAGAGCACGAACAACAACAUCAUCAACAACAACAUCAUCAUCAUCAUUCGCUGAUGAGCGAUCUUCAUCACGGUAGUAAGCAUCAGGGUUUUGAGCAGAAGCAGCAACUAAUCGACAAGAAUAAUACCGAUCCAGGAGGUGGUAGUCUACAUCAUGACUCUGGCGGCGGCGGACAUGACGUCAAGCAUAAACUGAAUUCCUCCAAAUCGUCGUCUUCAUCAUCAUCCUCCUCCAAGUCUAAGAGCGGUAGCCAUAAGAAUAGCGAUAAGCAUAGCAAAUCGAAAAACAACAAUCAUCAUCUGGAUAUGAAUCAACAGAUAGACUCUAACAAAUCUUCCAAUAAUCUUAAUAACUAUUCAAGUAGUAGUUUUAUGAGCGAGCAUCACUCGUCGUCAUCUUCGUCGUCGCCGUAUCCGAAUCUUAAUCAAACAUAUCCAGCAUCCAAUCAUAGCAGCAGUAGUAGUAGUAACCCAUCAUCGCUAGGACUCGGUGGUUACUCGAGCCACCUGGACAGCAAACUGGACGACAAAGGUCCGCUGAAUCGUUUCCGACAUGACAACCUAAACAGUGGCUUCAACCCACAUCUUCCCCAUCAGCAAUCGCCGCAUAUGCACAGCGGUGCGUUCCAUCAUCCUCAAGCAGCAUCCGGCAGCGGUAGUUCCUCUAGCUACAAUCUGAUGAGCGUUAAGAAGGAACCUGGCCUCCUCGACGAGGGUCAACCUCCGAAGUUUGACGGUUACGAAAAGAACUACCAGAACUUUAUCCGCUACGGAGACUACAACGACACUAGUCAACCGCCGCAAACUCAAUCUUCCCAGCACGGCAGUUCUGGUCUUUCCGGUGCCACCAAAACCGAGUAUAACAGCUACUACUCACCCUACGGUAGCUAUCCGGGGUAUCAAAACUACCCCAAUUACCACAACCAGAACUUCAACAGUACAGCCACUGGCAGUCCACUUCCUCCAACUCCGGACAUUAGCACACCACUGCCAGCGAUCACUACCCCAAUAGCUCAUCAAACCAACUUCGAACAGCAAAUCCCGGCUCACACUUACCCCAUACCGAAAAACAGUAGCAUACCCCAGCCGGAUAUUCCAAUCAAGCUGGAGACGGAAGAUAACUCCUAUCUCAACACCAGCGGCAACAGUGGUGGAUCAUCGCUGGGUGAAUCUGUGGCGCCAGUGAUCGCUCCGGAGAUCUCUUCGGAACCGGAGCCACCGGCUCCUGCUGCUGCAACUCCAGCAACACAAACCACACCGCCGUCGACGAGUAAAUCCAAGAAAUCCGACAAGAAAGAUAAAGCCAACAAAGAUGCGGCCGCCGACGGAGACACGAAACCCGAACCCGGCAGUAGUAAAUCUAGCAAGAAAAAGGAAUCCAAAGGUACGAAGAAGGAACAGGAAGCCGCCGCUGCCAAGCAAGCAGAGGAUGAAAAGCUGGAGAAAGCUCACAAGCCGGAGGCACCGGAUUGCGAUUGCUUCGCAUCGUCCGAUACGAAGCCUCCGUCCGAGCCGGGAAGUUACUACACUCAUUUGGGCUGUGCAACAUCGCUGGAAGAGCUUCGUCGCGAAACGGAGAACCGGGUUGGGCUCAGUGGGAAACAGUUGCGGAUAGAGAAAGUUAUCUACACUGGCAAGGAGGGCAAGUCCAGCCAGGGUUGUCCGAUUGCCAAGUGGGUUAUCCGGCGAGUUGAUCCCGAGGAGAAGCUUCUCUUCAUCGUGAAACGAAGACAAGGGCAUCGAUGUAAGGCGUCCUUCAUUGUGAUAUGUAUCGUGGUGUGGGAUGGUAUUCCUACGCAGGAAGCCGAUAGCGUCUACCGAAUGCUGGCGGUCAAAUUGAACAAAUAUGGUCUUCCAACGGUGCGUCGCUGUGCGACGAACGAAAACCGAACUUGCGCCUGUCAGGGUCUUGAUCCGGAAAUCUGCGGCGUUUCCUACAGCUUCGGCUGCAGCUGGUCAAUGUACUACAACGGUUGCAAGUACGCCCGCUCCAAAACUGUGCGCAAAUUCCGUCUGUCCGUGAAGAAUGAAGAAGCAGAGAUCGAGGAACGAAUGAACAUUUUGGCAACGAUGUUGAGCCCACUGUACGUGACGGUGGCUCCGCAAGCGUUCCAGAAUCAGGUGCAAUACGAGAGAGACGCUCCCGACUGUCGGCUGGGCCUGAAACCCGGGAAACCCUUUUCAGGAGUUACCUGCUGUCUGGACUUUUGCGCUCACACGCAUCGUGAUCUGCAUAAUAUGCAGGACGGUUGCACGGUUCAGGUUACCUUGUUAAAACCACUGCCACCUGGCGUGAAGCCGGACGAUGAGCAGUUGCAUAUUCUUCCGCUGUACACCAUGGACACUACGGAUGAGUUCGACAGUGAGGAAGCGCAGAAGAAAAAGGCCGAGGUGGGAUCCGUGCAAGCGCUGGAGAAAUUCUCAACCGAAGUACGAGUCAGAUCUACUCCACUCCAACCCUGCCGGCGGCAUGGAAAGAAGCGUGGCAACGGUAAGGAUGAGAAGGCUAAAGAUGGUGACAAUUCCAACAAUGAAGAAUCAAUACCGGAAACGCCACCACCUCCACCUCCGCCGACGAAGAAGGAGAGUAAAUCUAAAAGCAAAAAAGGUUCCUCUAGUGCUGCUAACAAUAACAGCAACACGAACACUAACCCCAACAAUAGCAGCCAAAAUAGUCAAAGUUCGUCCGGGUCUGGUUCACCAAGGGCACACACACCGGGUAAUAAUAGCUCAAAAUCGGGCGGUUCAAAUGGAAGUGGCACCAACGGAGAAAACAUCGACAAAUUGGGCCACGGUCAGCUACCGCCUGCUGGAAAUAAUGGAUCUACCAGUGCUUUCACGGCUCCAAACACUAUCAACUCACCCAACAAUGCGGGUAAUACCAACAGCACACUCGUCGAUAUGGCGUCAAUGAUUGAUAACUUCACAGAUGCACAGCUUCAGUCGAAUCAGAUCUCUAGCACGGUACUGGAUUCGCCGUACAGCUACGACUACAAUACCGGGCAGUACAUCGACAAUCGACAGUACUACAACAACUGGCCGACGGAUUACUACGGAAACCGAACAGACCCGAACAAAAUGCUGGGACGGAACGAAGAAAUCCCUGACACUACAACCCGACCCGGUAGCAACAGUAGCAAUUCAGCGUUCAGUCCGAGCAUUCCGGAUCCGACGAAAGCACCGACUCCGAUCCACAUGGACGACUACAGCACUACCAAACUCAGUCAACAGCAAAACCAAAACACGUACCACACGCUUCAGCAACCGGAGCAAGGAUUUGUGAAACCAAAACCGCCAGAUUAUAACCCCGGUUACGGCUACCAUCCCAACACGCCAAUGAGCUACGGUUACCAUCCGCCAUACACACCGUACGAUCCGUACCAGAACUACAACUACGGCUAUCCGCCACAAACCUACCAUCCCACAUAUCACAACAUGUACUCGGCCACCCAAACGCAGCUGCCAGGAACCGGUCCGGCACCGCCACCACCACCAACCGCAGUCAUUCCAGCUCCUCCGCCGCCAUCAAACUGGAACCUGUAUCCUCCCCAUCCACAUCAUCAAACGCAUAUCCCGCCAACCACCCCAUCGCAACUGCACGUUCCACAUCAGCCGCACCUUGGACCGAAACAGCAGGAUCUGCCACCGGUCAUGCAACAGGCUCCGCCACCACCAGCUCCUCCACCCCCACCAAAGGAAACGCUCGGUGAGGUGACCGAAACGAACGAGAACGUCGACUGCUUCGAGGAUCCGCAGAUGGGUGGGGUUGCGAUCGCUCUCCCGCACGGUAGUGUGGUGAUCGAGUGCGCUAAGCUGGAGAUGCACUCGACGACGGCACUGAAGAAACCGAACCGACUGAAUCCGACCCGGAUGACGCUGAUUUUCUACCAGCAUCGGAAUCUGAACCGACCGAAGCACGGUAUUGCCGAAUGGGCGGAAAAGAUGCGCCUGAAGAAGCUGGGCGUAGCUACCAACGAUCCGAUCGACGACAAGGACAUGCUGCUGAUGCAGGAGGACGACAUCAAGGCGGAACCGUUGGACGAGCUGCACCAUAUGCGGCACAUGGGAGAGGAACACGAUCUGAUGGACGUCGAGUACUCGGGUGUCUAGUGGUGAGAGAAAAAUCUGCCGCCAGGUCGACCGCUGGAUGAGCAGAUUACAACACGAAACCAUCACAACCAAUCGGCGCCGGCGUCCAGCUUGACUAUGGCAUCGUCGCCGUCGACGUCAUCCCUGGCGUCGCUAUCGUCGGUGCCACUGGCGUCGCAGCCGCCAUUGCAGCAUCCGGGUACGGCAAGCACCACCACCCGGUCAUCGUUCCAGCAGUCGCAGCUGCCACAUCAAUGGCUUUCGACGGGACUGCAGAGUCAGCCACACGAAAGACAUGAUCCUAAUCAAUACUACUACUAUUACUACUACUGACGAGGAGGACACGAGAACUGAACGGUGUGAUGCCAGUGAGUGAAUGGGAGAAACAAUCGAUUGAAGGAUUCGGCACAGCCCCAUCCCCCUCUCCCCCCAGACAGAGUCAAUGUACGUACGAUCCAUAGUAUUUUUGAUCGAUCGAAAGAAACAAGACAAAACAUUGCAUUGGUUAUAAGCUAAGGACUUAUGUUGUAACGUUUAGUUAGUUUUUUCAAUCUUUUGUGAUAAGCAUUUCAGUUCGGUUCUGCCAAACUAUUGCUCAAAUCUCUUCUGAAUCGUGUUUUUUUUGUUAUUUUUUGUUAUCGAAACCUGAAAUCUCGACUUCAUGUUUUUCCUCAAAAUCAAGAGAACAACAAGCGCACCUUCAGGCACACAUACACACUUAAAAAUAAUAGGAAAAAAUAUCAAAAAAUAACUUUUGAACAAACAAAUAUUUUAGAGGAAAAAAUAGAAAAUUUAACGUAAAAAAAAACAAAGUCUAUAUCGAAGCCAAAAGUACAAAAACAAAUUGUUAACACGCAAAACAAAAGUUCUGACUAUUUGAACCACUUUGACUUUUCCACCAUCAACCAUUUGUUUUCUCAAAACCGCAAAAAUACUUGUCGUGCGGACCACUCCUGCAUUAAUCUUCUUGAUUUUUUGCUGCUUAUUACUGAUACUAACAAACAAAAAGUACUAUUGAUAACACUAAGAAAACUGCUCUCGCUCUAUGAAAUCUCCAAUUUGCUAACUUUGCUUAUUGAUAAAAAAAAAACAAAUCACUUUUUGCUAAAACACAAGUUUUAUAAAAGCAUGCUGUUAAUUUUUGUAAAUAUUACCCCCUAGUUCCCUGUUUGCUGCGAUCACGCGUGUACACGCACACAUUCGAAAACGGAAUAGAAGAAGCGAACAAACACACACAUACAGUCACACUCAACACACAGCUCCUACGGCGUGUGAUUCCCGUGUGUGAUCUUAGAGAUCGUUCCAAACACAGUAAAAAAAAAUCACUAAUAUUUAAGAGUUUUCUCCUCUAGUAAGCUUAAGCUCACUCCAAAGCUGAGAAUGCAAAUCAUUUCCUAGGUUAAAUCGUUUUUUGUUUCCUUUCUUCUCUAUCAUAGAGUGGUUAUUUUCUCCGCCACCACCAUAAUUUCUCCCAACUUCUAGUUUGUUAGGUUUAGUACAACGGAAAAAUAAACAGGGGAAAAGUGCACCUGCCCCAAUCGAAUGCACCUACACAUUCGAAACGAGUGAACAAAAGAAAUUUCAAAGAUGAAAAAGUAUUAGUAUUUUAAUUAGACUAGUUUUUUUUGUUUUCUCGUAUUUUUAUAACUUUUUUAUUAUUAUUAUUAAUAGUUUUUCUCAUUGUCUAAUGGUGAAUUGAAACAAGUAAAAGACAACAGCCGUAACUCGAAUCAGUUUUAUCAAAUAAACAAACUGAACAAAAACAUCUUUUAAGCUAGUGUUUCCGCUUUUUUUUAAAUUUCCUCUACCAGGAAUAACUCGAAUCAUCUACUAUUUAAACCCCCUUAUUUAAAACUAUUUAUUGUGGAGUGAAGCCACACAAUCACAAACACACACACAAACAAAGGCGCGAAACACAAAACGCAUACCCAUACAUGCAAAGGUGAAUCUAUUCAAUGAGAAACUAAACGCUAAACGAGGAAGAGAACAACACUCACACACACUUAAGCAUACGAAUAUAAUCGAUAUUUGUCAUUAAAUUAUGCAUUAGUUUUAAGGAUAAUUUUCUUCGUGAGUCGAGUUUGCCGGCUCGUACAUUUAAGUUUUAGUAAAACAACAACAAAAAACGAACAUUAGUGCGCAUAUUAUUUGGCCAUAGAGAGUGCUGCGGUAAACAAAACAUACAAACAAACAAACAAACAUCGUUCUGUUCAUUUCCCCCCUGUCUUGCACAUUAAUUUUAAUCAGCUCCGUAGAACAAACAAAAGGUAAUGAAAACCAAUAUAGUAGAUGUAAAAAAAUGCGUAGAAAUGUUACUAAGCAAAAUAAGUAAAAUUAUAAAAUGACAAAAAAAGUGAAUGAAAUGAAAGUCGCGGUCAGACGGCGUAAGCAUACGUAGCGAGGCAGGAAGGAAGAUAAAUUUGCCAUAUUGAUUGAAACAUGAUUAAAGAAACAUUAAUGCAUACAUGCGUAAAGUAAUGAAUACUCAACAACCAGACACGUGGAAAAUUAUUUUACAUUACAUGAAUAAACUACAGUUUUUUUUAAACAAA